This is a messenger RNA of Salvia hispanica, 1667 nucleotides long. RefSeq names its product hydroxyproline-rich glycoprotein family protein (gene SIC). NCBI's taxonomy places the organism in Eukaryota, Viridiplantae, Streptophyta, Magnoliopsida, Lamiales, Lamiaceae. The record is from RefSeq and is a predicted model, not a curated record. Gene Ontology annotation, biological process: miRNA processing; mRNA splicing, via spliceosome.
UCAGACAAUUAUUCAUACGAAAAGGGUAAUGGGUAUCUUACAACAGCAGAAGAAGACGGUGAAAAUCCCCAAUUCUAAACUCAAACCCUAGCACCACCGCCGUGCCGAAUUCGCGGUUUAAUUCGCUAAAAGCAGACAGAAGCAACAGUAGCCUUCGCUGCCUCCGUUUAACACAAGGCUUAACUCAAUCAGGAAUCAUCACCUCUACAGACUUGCAUGCUCACUCAGUCGUAAACAAUUCAGAUUGAUUCUUCUUUAAGCGUUGGGUGAUAUGGAGGAGUCUCAGAAAAGAAGGGAAAGGCUGAAGGCAAUGCGAAUUGAAGCUGCUGAUACAACAGUUGCAAACACUGAUAGAUCAUUGGCAUCUGGUGGCCUUGCAAACCCUCUUGUUGAAGGAGAAAGCACUUCUGUUCCAACUCAAUAUUUUUCACCAAGAUUUGAUUAUUACACUGACCCUAUGGCAGCAUUCUCUGGAAGUAGGAGAGAUAAUAUUACUCCUCAGGUCUCACACGGACGCUCCUCAGGACCUGCACAUCAACAUAUGCCUCCUGGACCUACAUAUCGAAGUACGGCUCCAAACCAAUCAUAUCAAACUCCAGGUGUCAACUAUCCCGAUCAAAGAGGUGGACCACAAGGUAAUCCUCCAACUGCCUGGGGUGGACCGAUGGAAUUCGCUACCAGACCACAAGGUAAUCCUCCAAAUAUCAGGGGUGGACCGAUGGAAUUUGCAGGUGGACCACAAGGUAAUCCUCCAAAUGCCUGGCGUGGACCGAUGGAAUUUGCAGGUAGACCACGAGGUAAUCCUCCAAAUGCGUGGGGUGGACCAAUGGAAUUUGCAGGUAGACCACGGGGUAAUCCUCCGAAUGCCCAGGGUGGACCAGGCAUCGCCCUUAACUAUGUGAGCCCACCAAACAUGUCAAGAGGUGGUCAUUUCAGCAAUCCUAGCUUUGGACAGGAGGACCAUCCUUAUUAUGGUAGAGGCAGAAGUCAGAACUACUACAGUAGUCCCCAAGCAUCAGGGCGUGGAGGCAGCAGGCAUCUCGAGUCUGGUAGAGGCAGGGGUCGAUCAUUUGGUAAUAGCGUAACUCCAGGUUCAAGAAUGAGUGGCGGGAGAGGAGGGUCACGUGAAUCUGUUUCAGCUGAAGUGCGACCAGAUUUGUAUUACAUCAAGGAAAUGGUAGAAGAUCCAUGGAAGAUGUUGGAUCCUGUUAAAAGAAAGGAUACUCCUGCCCCAGAGAAUAAGUCCUGGCUGCCUAAAUCCGUCACUAUGAAAAAAGCUAAAGUUUCUAGUGAAGUUCCACAGACAUCAAUUUCUCAGCAAAGCCUAGCUCAAUACCUGGCUUCCUCAUUCGGUGACUCAACUGACGAGCCUGUUCACAGCGAGCCGAGUACAUGAAGGGUUGGCCUUUUGGAGCAGAGUCCUAAAGUAAUUGGUAAUAAGCCCUUAAUUCUGCCUAUCAGUUUACAACUAAAUUCCUCGGAAACAAACAGAUAAAUAUGUAACCAUCCCAUGUUUUUUGGAUUCAAUUUUUAUUUUUAUUUUUUUGUAAUUUUAGUUGGUUGUUGAAUCUUUGAUGUCUGAUUUUGACGAGAGAAUUAUUUUGUAGUAGUAUCCGAAUUUGGUUUGAAAUCAAUGAUAUGAUGCAAGAAAAUCAAACUUCUCUUUA